Messenger RNA from Dama dama (fallow deer), 3718 nucleotides. RefSeq names its product LY6/PLAUR domain containing 6 (gene LYPD6). Gene Ontology annotation, biological process: positive regulation of canonical Wnt signaling pathway. The transcript has 5 exons. The coding region runs from base 219 to 734 and encodes 171 amino acids. Gene Ontology annotation, molecular function: acetylcholine receptor inhibitor activity. NCBI's taxonomy places the organism in Eukaryota, Metazoa, Chordata, Mammalia, Artiodactyla, Cervidae. The record is from RefSeq and is a predicted model, not a curated record.
UCCCUCGCUCCCUCGCUCCCUCCUCGCACUCCCCGGCUCCGGCCGCGCGCUGGCGGGGCUCCGCAUUGCACACUCUGGGGGCGCCGCAGUGUUCGUGGGAUGGGGCAGCGGGCUGCCGCUGGCGGCCGGAAUCCGCGUGCAGCCGGGGUGCAAAUCCUCUUUCAUCAUCUGGAGUCCCCGCUCCCAGGUCCCCUGGAUGAGUGAAGCCUCGGUCUGCCAUGGAAGCUGGCCCCGCCCUGGCCUGGCUGCUGCUCCUCAGUCUGCUGGCUGACUGUCUGAAAGCCGCCCAGUCCCGGGACUUCACCGUGAAAGACAUUAUCUACCUCCACCCUUCAACCACACCAUAUCCUGGUGGAUUUAAGUGCUUCACCUGUGAAAAGGCAGCAGACAAUUAUGAGUGCAACCGAUGGGCUCCAGACAUCUACUGCCCUCGAGAGACUAGAUACUGCUACACUCAGCACACCAUGGAAGUCACAGGAAACAGCAUCUCUGUCACCAAGCGCUGUGUUCCGCUGGAAGACUGCUUGUCCACUGGCUGCAGAGACUCCGAGCAUGAAGGCCACAAGGUCUGCACUUCCUGUUGUGAAGGAAAUAUCUGUAACUUGCCGCUCCCCCGAAAUGAAACUGAUGCCACAUUUGCCACAACGUCACCCAUAAAUCAGACGAAUGGGCACCCGCACUGCAUGUCCGUGAUAGUGUCCUGCUUGUGGGUGUGGUUGGGACUCACAUUAUAGCAGCUCAAAGGCACCCUGUAGUAGCAAUUCCUGGGGGCCUUGAGGGUCCAUAGUCAUGCAUGAGGCAUUGGCCUGACAAUAGUCACAUAUGUGAAAACACAGCACUCCGGAUGUCUUCACAACCAAGCACUUCUACUUACCACGAGGAACAAGCAUUGCUUCAAUGUAGUCAUUUCAGAACCUCAUCAAAGCAGCCUGCCCCCAAACAACCCCUGAAUUCUAUGCCACAAGCAUUUGUUUUCCCUCUAAAAAAUAGUUUUCAUUUACUGAGAUCUGGGGCUCUUAAUUUGGAAUCCAUGCAUGAACCACAGAAGUCCUGGGACCCUCUGAGAUGUGUGUGCUCAGUCGCUCCAUCAUGUCUGACUCUUUGUGACUCCAUGGACUGUAACCCACCGGGCUCUUCUGUCCUUGGAAUUUCCUAGGCAAGAAUACUGGAGUGGGGUGCCAUUUCCUACUCCAGGGGAUCUUUGCAACCCAGGGAUUGAACCUGAGUCUCUGUCUCCUUCACUGGCAGGUGGAUUGUUUACCACUAGCACCACCUGGGAAGCCCCAGUAUGUUAUAUGGACACAUGUAGAUCUGUGUUCUUCAGGAGAAAAGUCAAUGACCACUGAUUUAGGUGGUCCAACCAUGAAUUCACUUAUAGCUUUAGAGUUUUAAAACUUUGAUUCCCAAAUGAAUGGUCAAUUUCCUUGGCAAUUCUGAUCUAAGUCCCUAGAAAAAUAGUAAGCAGUUUGUCCAAUUGUCCCAAUAUUCUUCUCCCAGUGAUAGGAAUCAUACUCCCUUUUUUCUGCCUGGGAUAAGAAAAGGCGAUCAUAAGGUUUUUUGUAUGGGAGGAGAGGUCGCUGGAAAAGGAUUUUUCCCAACUUGAUUAGUGUUCAUAAGGUGACUGUUUAUCUCUUCAUAUAAUUGGUGAGAUUAGCCUUGACUGGCACCUAAUUUUGCUCCAUGAAAUUCUGGAUUCUACUUGGACUAAUAGGUAUCCAAAGUGGCUGACAGCAAGAUGGGCCUAUUUCCUCCAAGCAUGAGGUUCUAUUCAGGCAUGGCUAAUCAAGACAGAGAAAGGAUUUCAGAAUGAAAGGAAGAUGUGUGGAACUGAUUCAUUUGUGAGUGCCCAGUCAUUGUCUCUGCCAAACCUUUCAUCUGCAAUUUACACUGCCCAAGAGCCUCCUUUGUUCUUUCUCUUCCAAAUCCCCCAUGACUUCAGGGAGAAGGUUCUGCAUUACGUUGUCUCCAGAUUGAUAGGGAAAGAAGUCAUAAUAUCCCAGGAUGAGAAGCAGGUGGGCCAGUAGGGUCAUGAUGAGAAUAGUACAAAAACCCAGAGAGAAGUUUUUCUUUCUUUGAGAUGAUUGCUUUUGAAGCAAAUGGUAAAACUUUCACCAUCCUUCCUAUAUUUUUGGCACCUCAAGUUACAUUUUUUUCUUCUUCCUUAUAAAUCACUUAUAUAAUAUUUAUUUUUGUAUGGCAUAACUAGAAACUAAGAUAUAUCAUAAAAGAUUCUUUAUUCUGAACAAAACGAUCAAAUCAGAAUGCCUAUUUUUCAACGGUGGUAGAGCUUGUAAUAUAUGUUUGUUGAAAGUUAUCUAUAAUACUUGCACCAGUGUUGAAAAAACUUAUGAAAAAGAAUAAUGUGUUGGCCUCAAGGCUUUUGCUCAUGGUUUCCUCAGUGGUGCUGUCCGAAAAGUAUUCAGGUGGUGACCAUCACUGGUACGAGUUUUUCAGCAGGGUUAGGGCAUAUCUUUGCAUGGACUUCAGUGGAGUCAUUACUGAUUAGGAGGACAGUUGUUGGGGGCCAUCUGCCCUGCACAGGAAGAGAUCUUGGACUCAUGAAAUGAGACCCCCCCAAAGGGACCAAAUGGGAACUGACAUCAGAAACUCUGAUACAAAAUCAUUUUAAUUGCAUCAAAUGGCCUUAAUUCCGAGUUUGGUAGGCUUAUCAAUAUGUUGCUUACAGUUGGGGUAGGGGAAGUAGAGGGAGAGAAGGCAAGACAUUUACUAAGCACCUCUUAGGUGCCAGACGCUAGGCUAAGCACUUUACGUGAGUUGGGUCAUAUAAGCCCUGUGAGAACCCGGUAAGGAAUGUUACUAGUAUUUACACUUGACAGAUGAAGGUACUGAAGCUCUAAGAAGCUUUUCCUUCUGGUUUAGGUUAUGUGGGAUGAGGCAGGAUGGAAGAGAAAGGGAAGGUGGAAGAGAAAGGAAAGGUAGAAUUGCCAUUCCUAGGAAAACUUCCAGGCCUAAUAUCAUGGGUAUUCUUUCAUUUUAUGUGUGGAAUUUGUUUAGUCCUGCUUCUAUAGGAUGUCAUUUGUGUGUGACCCCAGACAGUGUUUCUUCUUUGGGGGGUGAGGUAUGGCUUCUUCAUUCAUUCCUUUUGCUAUCAAAGAGGAGGCAGGUUGAUCCUACAUCUGAAGAUGCCAUAAGACAAUGACAAUUUGAUGUUGUAUAUACCUACAAAUACAUUUUCAUGCAUGGGUCACUCUCCACUGACACCUUCCAUGUACUGCAUGUGUUUAGAAUAAGAGAUAAAGUCCAAAUCUCGGUUCUUCAUAAGAAGGCUCCUCUCCGAAGCCUUCCUGACUGGUGUGGAGGGACUGGGUCCGCAAUGGUGCAAACUUAUCUGCUACCCAGGGGGCCACUGCAAACUCCACCUGGGUGUGGCUUCGUGCACCCAUGUGUCUAUAGAAUGGCUGGUAUUUCACUCUCUUCAAAGAAAGUAGUUUGCUCACCAACCCCAGCCUCGAGGAGCCAAGGAAGGGCUAUUCAUGUGGAAGGUCCAGGACCAGUCAUCCAUCUGAAUUUUCUACCACCUUAAACCUUCCAUUAAAUCCUACAGCUGGUGAUGAAGUGCAAAGAUGUGAAUAUGAACCUACGUGCCAUUUAUUUAUUUUUAAACUUCCCACAGCAUUCAUGUCAAUAUGGGAUUUAAUGCCUAAAUUUUGUAAAUAUUGUACAUAUUGUAAAUCAAUGAAUAAAGAUUUUAAGUGUA